Messenger RNA from Naegleria lovaniensis, 555 nucleotides. RefSeq lists its product as uncharacterized. The transcript has 4 exons. The coding region runs from base 1 to 555 and encodes 184 amino acids. The record is from RefSeq and is a predicted model, not a curated record. Lineage: Eukaryota; Heterolobosea; Eutetramitea; Acrasida; Naegleriidae. Gene Ontology annotation, molecular function: calcium ion binding.
AUGUCUGUCUCUCGUCUUCUGCAGUUAGGGUCACCCUCUGUUAGAGAUGAGAUACGGCAAGAUGUUCAUUCAUUCCGACAUCAACAACAAUUGCAACGACAAGCAUUUUCAAAAUCAACCAUUCCAAUUUCUUGUGGGAAUGAUUAUAUUUCAUUAAAAACUGGAGAUGUCAUUCGAAUUAAGGUUAUAAAGGGAGAAGAUUUGAUACCGUGCGACCUCAAUGGUUUGUCUGAUCCAUUUGUUCGAAUUUAUGUCAAGGGAUUUUCGGAAGUACCUCAAACGACCGUGAUUAAAAAGUCGUUGAACGCUUCUUGGAAUCAAGAAUUUGCAUUUUGUGUCACAGAUCCUGAGCUGAGCUCCGUAGAUAUCGUCUUCAAAAUGAUGGAUAAGGACACAUUCUCGGAUGAUGAUUUUAUGGGGCAAGCCUCGGUUUAUCUUACCAAGCAAGACUUUCCAACCAUGAAUUCAUUUAAAAACUUUACACUCACUCUAAUGGGCGUCGAUCAUGGUACUCUAACGGUGUGUGUUGGAGUCUACAGAGGUACACUCAAUUGA